Molecule: messenger RNA, 695 nt
Organism: Candidula unifasciata
Lineage: Eukaryota; Metazoa; Mollusca; Gastropoda; Stylommatophora; Geomitridae
Source: the annotation of a GenBank genome assembly
CUCCAAGUACGGCAGCGCCAACCACUCCUAAGCCAAGCGUGCAGCAGAACUUCACAUGCAAAGAUGGUAACACUACAAAGUUUAGUUUGACUGGAUCUUUCACUCUGUUCAUCACCUACAACAAAACGAAUGGUCUAACGACGAUUCCCAUCGAAGUUCCCCAAACAAAGAACUUUCAGGGAACUUGUGGCAACACUAGCACCGAGUCGCUGACCUUUACAUUCUUCAAUGGCUGGAGUAUUACUUACGUCUUUCAAGAGGAGGUCAGCAUUGAGAAUGGGCUCCUGUCGGCAACUAACAAAUAUUAUGUCUCAAACAUAACGGUGGUAUACGUCCAUGAUGAACAUCUGCCAGACACCACUACGCCAGAAUUAAAAGUGGAAUCUAAAAUUGCACAAGAUCGUUACUUGGAGGCUACGACAGAUGGCUACUAUACUUGUCAAACGAACAUUUCACUGGCGAUAAACAAGGAUGUGACGCUUACGACUGCUGAUUUCAAAUAUAAGGCUUUCAAUAACCAAGGGGACAUUAAUCUGGAUAGUGGGACGGUGUACGAAUGCCCAAAAGACGAAGAAACUAGCAGCAUUGUGCCCAUUGCUGUGGGCGCUGCCUUGGCUGGCCUGGUCAUCAUCGUCUUGAUAGCCUAUCUCAUUGGACGCAAGAGAUCCCGUAAGACUGGAUAUGAAACUGUCUGA